AUUACAUAAAAUUUUCCGUGGAGGGGGCUAAUAUAUGCGAAGCUGUAUUAAUCACCCAGGCAGACAACAUACCAGUCAUGGCAUGUAAUGACCUGUUUGUGCUUCCACAGAUCGCCUUCUAAUCCAAAAGUAGGACUGAAAAUGGAGCCCUUCCAUGGCAAAGCCUCUACACACCAAACACCCCCGCGUUUCCAGAUGUCCCUCUAUGUUCGCAGCGCAACCUUCUACCUGAAAACAUCUCGGAUUCCCAGGCACUGACUACAGCUGCCAGGAGCGAGCCCCCCGCCCCCCAAGUAUUGUCCCUCUCUCCCUCCCUCCUAUAGGCUGGCGGAGGUGCCCAAACCCGCAUCUCCUGACUCCGCUGUCUCCUCCUCAGCAGCGAUUCCGUGCGGCGGGAAGAAGCCCGGUGACAACAAUCCCAAGCAGCGGCGGCGGCAGCGUGGAUGAAGCGGCGGGGCCGCCUGGCUGGGAUUACAGGAGGAAAGGGGGAGCGUGUCCCUUCCCGCCUCUCCCGUCCGGCGAGCUGCGGGGCGCGUGCCGUGGGGGGGCGAGCGCCAGCGGCUGCCGGCUUCAGGGGAAUGCGGCACUAGCAUCUCCCCCAGACCUCGGAGGCACCACCGCGGCAGCGCGUCCCUCCUCCGCCGCCCGGCCUCCGGAGGGGGCUUCUCUCCUCAGCCUUCCCUUUCGCGGUGCCUCAACUCCGCUAUGGUGGCUGCCGCCUUCCGCACGCCGGAGCGGGGCUGCGCGGGCCGGCUGCGGUGCUGAGUGCAAGGGGAGGCAGGUCCCCUCUGGCCGCUGCGGGCUGGGGGCUCUCUCCGCGCCUUGCCGCGGCCGGCUGCGGCGGGCGGACCGGGGGAGGAGGAAGCGCCAUUGCCAGGAGGAUUAUUGCCGGGGGUGCCGGUGCCGAGCGGGCAGCAGAGCCCGGCGUUGCCCGCGCCCAUCCCCGCCGCCCUUUGCCUGGCCGGGGGAAGCGGCCACCCAGCGAUGCGCCCAGCGUGAGGGAGCCCGCGCCCUCGCCGCCGCCCGCAGCAUGCCGCCCUCCCCGAAGAGACCCCGCGCGGCCGCGGCCGCCGCCUGCCCUGCCAUGCUGCUGCUGCUCCUGUGCUUGGGCUGGGCGCGGGGGCACUCCCGGGGGGCGGCCGGGCUGCUCCCCAACGCCACCACGCCGAUCUCCAUCAUGGGCUUGAUGCCGCUCAGCCAGUCGGAGGAGGACCAGAAGAGCAAGAUCGGCCGGGGCGUGCUGCCCGCCGUGCAGCUGGCCAUGGAUCAGAUCCGCAACGAGUCCCUGCUCAACCCCUACUCGCUGGACCUCCGGCUCUAUGACACCGAGUGUGACAAUGCAAAAGGACUUAAAGCCUUCUAUGAUGCAAUAAAAUAUGGACCUAAUCAUCUGAUGGUUUUUGGUGGAGUAUGUGCAACAGUCACUUCUAUCAUUGCUGAAUCCCUAAAAGGAUGGAAUUUGGUUCAGCUUUCAUUUGCAGCAACAACCCCAGAGUUAGCUGAUAAGAAAAAAUAUCCUUAUUUCUUCCGGACAGUGCCAUCUGAUAAUGCAGUGAAUCCUGCGAUUUUGAAGUUACUCAAAUAUUAUCAAUGGAAGAGGGUGGGAACUCUAACCCAGGAUGUACAAAGAUUCUCUGAGGUGAGGAACGAUCUGACUGGUGUUCUGUAUGGUGAAGACAUCGAAAUUUCAGAUACUGAGAGUUUCUCCAAUGAUCCCUGCACCAAUGUCAAAAAGCUCAAGGGUAAUGAUGUUCGGAUAAUCCUUGGCCAGUUUGAUGAGCAAAUGGCAGCAAAAGUGUUCUGUUGUGCUUAUGAUGAGGAGAUGUAUGGCAGUAAAUAUCAAUGGAUCAUUCCUGGGUGGUAUGAAAGUUCAUGGUGGGAAUCUUGGAUUAAUUCUUCACAGUGUCUCAGCAAAAACCUUCUUACUGCCAUGGAAGGUUACAUUGGAGUGGAUUUUGAACCUCUCAGUUCAAAAGUGAUAAAGACCAUAUCAGGACGGACGCCACAGCAAUAUGAAAAGGAGUAUAAUGACAAACGGGGAGAUGGACAGUCCAGUAAAUUUCAUGGUUAUGCCUACGAUGGAAUAUGGGUGAUUGCCAAAACACUGCAGCGGGCAAUGAAAUAUCUCAACACUACAAACAAACACCAAAAAAUUGAGGAUUUUAACUACACAAACCACAAACUUGGCAAAAUAUUUCUGGAUGCUAUGAAUGAAACCAACUUCUUUGGUGUAACGGGUCAAGUUGUAUUCAGAAAUGGAGAGAGAAUGGGAACCAUCAAAUUUACACAGUUUCAAGAUAGAAAGGAAGUGAAGGUGGGAGAGUAUAAUGCUGUAGCUGAUACACUGGAAAUAAUCAACAACACCAUCAGGUUCCAAGGAUUGGAGCCUCCAAAGGACAAAACAAUUAUACAAGAACAGCUGCGUAAGAUCUCCUUGCCUCUCUAUAGUAUUCUUUCAGCACUCACUAUCCUAGGAAUGAUCAUGGCCAGUGCUUUUUUGUUCUUUAACAUCAAAAACAGAAAUCAGAAGCUAAUAAAGAUGUCCAGUCCCUACAUGAACAACCUUAUUAUCCUUGGGGGGAUGCUUUCCUAUGCAUCUAUUUUUCUUUUUGGCCUUGAUGGAUCCUUUGUCUCUGAAAAGACAUUUGAGACACUUUGCACAGUCCGGACGUGGAUUCUUACAGUGGGCUACACAACUGCAUUUGGAGCAAUGUUUGCAAAAACCUGGAGAGUUCAUGCAAUUUUCAAAAAUGUAAAAAUGAAGAAAAAGAUCAUUAAGGACCAGAAGCUGAUGGUGAUAGUUGGAGGGAUGCUGCUGAUUGAUCUUUGCAUCUUGAUUUGCUGGCAGGUUGUGGACCCCUUGAGAAGGACAGUGGAAAAGUACAACAUGGAGGUAUGUCACUAAGUAUCAAUAUCUAUA
This is a messenger RNA of Chrysemys picta bellii (western painted turtle), 2920 nucleotides long. Lineage: Eukaryota; Metazoa; Chordata; Testudines; Emydidae. The record is from RefSeq and is a predicted model, not a curated record.